GGAUCUAAGACAGAGUAAGGAAAAUGCAGUCCGACAGUUGUUCAAUUGCAACGAACUGUUCUCUGUUACUACUUCUGGUCAAGAUAACUGUUCAGAGGCCGGUUCCGAUCUACUGCCACUCAGUGACUCUGAUCAGGGAUCCAUUUUGCACGCUUCCGAUGUUGAAUCUACAGAAGUUUUGGAUGCAAGUUCUGGUGAUGAUAGUGUCCUAUUGGCAUCAGAUGCGGAAGAUGCCAAACCACCCAAGAGAACCUAUCAAAAACGGAGACCUGGAAUUCACCUGCUGGGGAAGGAGGUUUGUGUCCAUGCGUUACAAUCUUUGCUGGGAAUAGGAAGCUCUACCAUCCAAAAAAUUAGAUCUGGGCUGUCAGCAUUCACGGACAAGAGACGGGAGAAAGCACCAAAGCACCCAACUUUGGGUGUCACUAUGGGUGAUGGCAGUGCUUCUACCAUGUGGAGUGGGGUCCUCAUGUUCCUUUGGCAGACUUACCAUUCCACUGCUGAAGUAAUGCCAACUGACUUCAAGAUGCCAAGGGACCAAGAGGUACCAGUACCCGAGAAGAAAGAUCCCGACUUUGAGAUGCGUAUGGUGAACCACUUCCUACUCAGUUUGCAAACAUAUGGUUCCGACCCCGAAGUACACCUUAUAGGUCCAGGUACUUUUGCGGGGCCAUGUCGGUGGUUGCAGGCUUCAUCCAGAACGGAGCUUUACUGGGAAUACUAUGCAUCAUGUUUGGCAAAGGAUCAAAAAGCUGCCAGUUGCGGUACCUUUCUGCGGGUGGCCAAUGCCAUUUUAAGACCGGGAAUGCGGGGGGGGCACUUGAAAUUCCGUGGUGUGAAUCAGCAUGGCAAAUGCAACCUUUGCUAUGAGCUAAAGCUUAAGAUCAAGACUGUCCGGGCACAUGCACAACGCCAAGAGGCAUACCGACUAUACAGUCAUCAUCUUUUGUCACAGUGGUUGGACCGACAACAAUACUGGAGCUACAGGUCCAUGUCACAAACUUGGGUCAAGACUAUGCUGGACAUGGGUCACAAGAUGUUGACUACAUCGGUAGCAUCCAAUACCCUUUGCAUCAACAUAGACGGAAUGGAUCAGAGCAAAUUCCGAGUACCCCGUGUUGGUAGGAUUUCUCAACCGAAAAUGCUGCAAGCAUUGUUUCGACCAACAUUGCAUGUCACAGGGUCUUGGGCCCAUGGCCACCGUCUUAGCCUGUGGGUGAGUGAUGAAGACUUGAGAAAGGAUUCAACUACUCAACAAGAAGUUCUCAGCCGAACUCUGACCGAUGUGUACCAACGUUUUGGUUCACUUCCUAUGGGGUGUUGCUUACAGCAAGACAACUGCUACAGAGAGGGAAAAAACCGGCACAUAGUAUCCCACAUGGUUCUUUUAGUGGCUCUGCGAUGCUUUCGCUUCUGCGUUUGCAACUUUUUGCGAACAGGACACAGUCAUGAAGAUUUGGAUCAAGCUUUCUCUCAACAAGCAGCUUUGAUUUGCCGGCACACCUUUGAUACCCCUGAACAAGUGGUUGAGAUAUUGGAUUCAUGUUGUCGUCCUUCGGAUCCGGGUGAGCAGCAGCGGAAACGGCACAAGACGCACACAGUUGAAGCCUUCUCUCAAAAGCUGGAUGAGGUGGCGGAGUGGAAAGAUUGGGCGGCAGUUACAGGGCUUUGGGUGAAAGGGCUACGAGUGCAUCCUUCUUGGGAGCCACCGGAUCGAUUCAAACAUGUGGAUUUGACUUACAUCAGCAAUGAUGCUGAACAAGAAGAUGAGGGACCAUCCGAUGACGAACCGCAGGCACCAAUUGACAUGACCUCCAAGGACUCCAAAGCUGCUUUGGAAGAAUCAGUUUUCCUGGCUAGUGACGAAGAAGAUCGAACUGAGCAAGUUGAGAACCAGCAGGAAGACUCCGAAUGUGAAACCAUGCCAGCUUCUGACAACGACAUGCCAGAACCGGAAGCCCCAGCUUGCAACGCUAUCCAUGAAUACUUGAAGAUCGGCACCAUCAAGCAACAGCUGGAGACUGUAAAUGGUCGUCUUUCAAAGAAUUUCGAGACAAAGUUCAUGUGCGAGCGGGAGAAGUGGAAAGCACAAUGGCUCAGCCAAGCUUUUGGUCCUAUCAUGAUCUUCGAUGACAUGAAAUGCUUGGGAUCGGGCCGUGGGAAGGAUGCCGCAAAGGUGAAUGGCAUUCACAAAACGCUGCAAGAGAAAGGCAUGGACAUCACAGCCCGGGAACUGUCUAUCCUGGCAGUGGCCACCAUCAUCCUUCAGCAAAGGGGCAUUGAUCCAUUCAGCGAGACAAUCAUCAUCCAAGUGGACCAGAACUACACGAGGAAUACCUUCGUUCGAUCGGAUCCUUCGUUGUGCCCAUGCAUCAUCCCGAACGGAAAAUACAUCAUCUCAUGCCAGUGGAGGCUACUCAGUGGGCAGGAGAAGCUCAAGAUGCAGGGGGUUGGCAUGGAUGACAUCAUCAAAUACAAGCUCAACACCUUGAGUGAGAAGCAACAAUCUGAUCUGGCCGGUAACUCGUUUACCACUGGGGUGUGUGCGGCGGCGCUGCUUUCAGUUCUGAGCUGCUGGAAUCCCUCCAAACGAGCUGGAGCGUAG
Messenger RNA from Cladocopium goreaui, 2605 nucleotides. NCBI's taxonomy places the organism in Eukaryota, Dinophyceae, Suessiales, Symbiodiniaceae. The record is from the annotation of a GenBank genome assembly.